AUGACUACUGAUAAAAUUCAUUUAGCCCACUGUAUUUUGUACGAAUUCCAACAAGGAAUAAAUGCUACAGAAGCGUAUAGAAAUUUAUUGAAAGUGUUUGAUGAAAGUGAUUUCAACCUUUCUGAUAAGCCACGCUCUGGGCGACCAUCUUGGAUCGACGACGAUACUGUCAAGAUCAUAUUAGAGCAAAAUCCUUUUUUGACAACAUUGGAGAUUGUGGAAAGGCUUGAUUCAGCUGAACAAACCAUUUCGGACCAUAUUCGAAAAUUAGUAUUGGUGUGGAAAUAUUCGAAAUGGGUGCCACAUGAGUUAAUUUGCACGAAACAAAAUGGAACCCUUCUUGGACCGGAUGUGAUAACUGGGGAUGAAAAGUGGAUUACCUACGAAAACAUCAUAAGGAAAAGGGCAUAUUGUGAGCCCGGAAAACCUGUCUCCUCCACCUUUAAAGUUAAGCCGAACGAAAAGCUAAAUUUGGAGAGGUACUGUCAGCAAUUGGAUAAUUUAAAAACAGCACUCCAAGAAAAGAGGCCGGCGAUAUUCAAUAGGAAGGACAUCAUACUGCUUCAUGAUAAUGCCAGGCCACAUACUGCUUUGAGGACUCGUCAGAAACUCGCAGAGUUAAGCUGGGAAAUUCUGUUGCAUCCACCAUACUCCCCGGACCUAGGCAAAAAAUUCAAAAACGAAGCAGAUAUCAGACAAACAUUGGUUCAAUUUUUUGCUUCUGGGGAUAAGGCAUUUUUUAAAAAUGGGACAUACAAAUUGCCAUUACGCCGGCAAGAAGUCAUAAAUAAUUAUGGCAAUUAUAUUAUUCAAUAA
Vespa crabro (European hornet) is the source of this 816-nucleotide messenger RNA. Its product is annotated as histone-lysine N-methyltransferase SETMAR-like. Gene Ontology annotation, molecular function: nucleic acid binding. The transcript has 4 exons. Bases 1 to 816 code for a protein of 271 amino acids. Lineage: Eukaryota; Metazoa; Arthropoda; Insecta; Hymenoptera; Vespidae. The record is from RefSeq and is a predicted model, not a curated record.